Penicillium brevicompactum is the source of this 417-nucleotide messenger RNA. RefSeq lists its product as uncharacterized. The transcript has a single exon. NCBI's taxonomy places the organism in Eukaryota, Fungi, Ascomycota, Eurotiomycetes, Eurotiales, Aspergillaceae. The record is from RefSeq and is a predicted model, not a curated record. The coding region runs from base 1 to 417 and encodes 138 amino acids.
AUGCUCCUCCUCGAUCUCCCUCCUGAGAUUAUACCUUACAUAGCAGACAAGCUAGAUCAAGCGAAAGAUUUGCUUAUGCUUGCUUGCCUCAAUCGAGCAACAAAUGCUCUUUUGCUCGACUACUUGUUCAAGCUCAACGUCCGACGCCAACGCAGCUCUGCCUUGUUCUGGGGUGUUCUCCAAGGCAAGUCGGAAUUUGUGGAAAUGAUGUUGUACAGCUAUCAAGCGGACGCCAAUACCACAGACGAUAAAUCUCGCACAACGAUACAUUAUGCAAUUCGCACUAAGAACGAGAUCAUGAUCGCACGCUUCUUUUUGAUAACAAAGCGGAUAUCAAUUGGCAAGACCACCGCAGGCAGACACCACUGGUAUACGCCAUUGCAAGGAAUCGACUGUCUACUGCAUCACUUUUACUAG